GCCUGCCAAUGCAGUCGAGACGGAGGUGUUAGCCGUUAGCCGCUAGUUUAGCUGCUAACGAUAGCUGUAUUUAUCUUAACGCAUUUGUUAGCGAGUUAGCAGCUAAAAUACCAGGCUAAAUGCUAACUCCGUAGUCUUUUGUUACUUUUAAAUGCCUUUUUUGUACGUCUAACGAUUUAAUUUGAAUCUGUGAGCCUUGAAGAUACAACUAAAAUUACAACACGCUGGCAUUCUUUUGAUUUCAUACAGUUAGGUGAUGUAAACGAUUAAAAACCACCAGCAAAACGUAAAAACGUUUUCGUCCGUUUCACACCGGCGGCGCCGUUCGCAGUCUGCUAGCCCGUGUUUUGACAUCUGUGCCCGGACGCAGUUUACAGGCGCACCAGCAGUCGCUAUAUCGUCUCGUUAACGUGGAGAAACUCUUGUCAUUGGCCCCGUUUCCGUUCACCGUCUUAUCAUGAUACGUCCAAUCAAAAUUGUUAUCACAAGGCGCAAAGAACUGAAUAAAAAUCCUGUGGAAGGUUUCUCAGCCGGUUUGAUAGAUGAUAAUGACCUCUACAGAUGGGAAGUCCUAAUUAUCGGCCCCCCUGAUACACUUUAUGAGGGUGGUGUUUUUAAAGCCCAUCUUACGUUUCCCAAAGACUAUCCUCUCAGGCCUCCUAAAAUGAAGUUCAUAACAGAAAUAUGGCAUCCAAAUGUUGACAAAAAUGGUGAUGUUUGUAUUUCGAUAUUGCACGAGCCAGGGGAGGAUAAAUAUGGCUAUGAAAAACCAGAAGAGCGCUGGCUCCCCAUUCACACCGUAGAGACCAUCAUGAUUAGCGUCAUCUCAAUGCUUGCUGACCCCAAUGGAGAUUCCCCUGCCAAUGUUGAUGCAGCAAAAGAGUGGAGGGAAGACAGACAUGGUGAAUUCAAAAGAAAAGUAGCCCGCUGUGUAAGAAAGAGCCAAGAGACUGCCUUUGAGUGACAUUCAUCUAGCAGCUUGUAGCUUCACUAUUUUCAGGGUCUCCAGUUGAGAAACAACAUGGCACUGUUUUCUUGCACUCUACCACCCUAUUGCUGGACUGGUUUUCAUUGAAUGUUGGCAGUAAUAGACUGGCAUGAAUAGGCUGCAAAAGAACAUAAGGCCAUCACAGAUGCUGACAGAACAUGCCAAGCAAGUGCCAACAAAAAAAGAGAAAACAACCUAAACAAUUGUUUUUUUGUUGUUGUUUUUUUCCAAGUCUAUGAACUGAUACAACUUUUCAGGAAGAUAUUGUAAAGAUGUGUACAUAGCGCAGACAUAAAACCCGGAUAAUAUAUAAUAACUUGUUCCAAUCCAUCCAGCAAGACUUGGUACCAAAUACAAUAGCAAUUCUGUAGUUCCUUGAAGACUAUAGUUCAUCUCCCACCCUCCCCCUCUGGCUGCCGCACACCUUGUGUGCAUCAGAUCUGUUACAGGUGCAAGUGGCCUCACGUAUCCACUUGUCAGUUUGAACAAAAGUCUGCUUUGGCAUUACUCACUCAAACUCGAUCCAGUUUUAGGGUGCAGAAGGCAGGGGUAAGCUAUCGAUAGAAUUCAAAGCAUGCUCGUCAUGAUGGAAGGCUUUCUCAAUCGGGACACUUCAGGUAAAAUAGCUGUAUAGCACGGUCAUUUUCUUAUUGAUUAUGGGUCAUGAAGGUAUUUCCCUGAUUUAGUUUUAAAUGGGGUGGGAGGGGGGAGGGGAGUGCUCUUAUUGCGGCUAAAAGGAUGACUGCAUUCUGAGUGUCAGGUUCUCAUCUUUUCUCUUUUGUCAUCCAUUUGAGGCAGGGAGGCAAUGGCAAGGAAACCCAUCAGAUGUGAUUUUUCUUUUUACUGCAUGUUUUAAGUUCUCUCUUGUUUUCAAAAGUGCCUCCAGUUUAAAUCGCUUGGCUUGUUUUGUGCCCUGCAUCAAACAUGGAGCUAAAGGGAGGAACAUGUUUAAGAACUGCUCCGCAUCCUCAAUCUUGUGUGAAUGUGAGGUUGUUUUCAUAUCCCUUGUACCAGCAUUCUGAAUUAUUUUGAUGCAAUAACUCCACUUUGCCCACAUUAUGUGUGGACAUCUUAAAAUUGGAAAUUGGUAUAUGAUUUCUAGUAAAGAUCCUCCUUUGUUUUUGUUUUUUUGAGGGGGGCUUGACACCUCUUUUGUGUGGUUUCUUUGAUUAGGUUUUUUUUUAGCCAUGCUUUAAAUGUAGAUAUCUUGCAAACAGUUUCUGGGAUUUCAGAUGAGGUGUGCGAGUGCGUAUGUUUAAGACUGAUUGAGCAGAGGUGUUUGUGUGUGUGUGUGUGCGCGCGCGCACAUGCAUGCCUGUAUCCAACUCUCUCUCCUCCCACAAUCUUUAAUUCUCUGGUUAAUUUUAUUCUGGCUCUGACAGACAACUGCUGUUCUUUUGCCUAAUGUACAAAGACAAAAUACUGAUGUAUAUUUUUCAUGUUAUGGAAAUUGUCACCUCUAGGGAGUUCUUCUAAAAUAUAAAUUUUUUCCAAUA
This is a messenger RNA of Carassius gibelio (silver crucian carp), 2484 nucleotides long. RefSeq names its product ubiquitin-conjugating enzyme E2G 1a (UBC7 homolog, yeast) (gene ube2g1a). Gene Ontology annotation, biological process: proteasome-mediated ubiquitin-dependent protein catabolic process; protein polyubiquitination. Gene Ontology annotation, molecular function: ubiquitin conjugating enzyme activity. NCBI's taxonomy places the organism in Eukaryota, Metazoa, Chordata, Actinopteri, Cypriniformes, Cyprinidae. Bases 458 to 964 code for a protein of 168 amino acids. The transcript has 6 exons. The record is from RefSeq and is a predicted model, not a curated record.